This is a messenger RNA of Piliocolobus tephrosceles (Ugandan red Colobus), 2568 nucleotides long. RefSeq names its product PHD finger protein 10 (gene PHF10). The transcript has 12 exons. Gene Ontology annotation, cellular component: npBAF complex. Bases 928 to 2460 code for a protein of 510 amino acids. Lineage: Eukaryota; Metazoa; Chordata; Mammalia; Primates; Cercopithecidae. The record is from RefSeq and is a predicted model, not a curated record.
CGGCGCGGCUUCCCCGAAGUUGGCGGCGGGCCCCGCUUGAUAAGCUUGUCCCCUAAACGCCUCUUCCGGGGCCAGCCGCGGAACGGAACGCGUCCGGGGCCGAAAGAGUUGGCCUCGGAGGGGCCUGCAGAAGCGCGCGUUCGCUCGGUCUUCAUUCGGAGCAUAGUUUGCUGAAGUGUUUGAAAGCUUACUGCAAAAAACCGAGUGGCGAACGAUAUGGAAAAUCAACACACUCAGUUAGUGAACUUAGUGUAAUAACUAAGUAAACACGCAAGCGUCCGGAUGUUUUCAGCGGAAGUCUUUUUUUAAAACUUUUUACUGCUUGAGGAGGUGAAAAAUUGGUGUUUGUGGAGAAAAUGGAGAUGGGCAGUAGAGUGUCACGCAUCAAAACGUUUUGGUUCCAGAGUUAGGCUAGCAGUUUGUGACAGAAGGUUGGAAGGGAGGAAUGAUGUUUUAAAAGCCUCGAAACUUGAAAUUGGAUUGAAAUUAGAAGGCGGCGGGAACUGAAAUGCUUCAGAGCCAGCCAGCCUUCGUGCGGUGUGCGGUGUGCGGUUGUGCGGUGUGCGCGUUGGCGGGGGAAGCCAUCCUGUGGCAGCCUAGCGGGGCUGCGCCUGCCUGGGAGCCUUUCCUGUUGCACACGUCUGUCGUGCCGUAAGAGAAAGACUCGUUUUGAAGGUUCCUCAAAGGCCCUCGCCAAUGGAAGUAACUAGAUUGUAAGACUCUGAAUGCACAUCCUUGCACUUGCAGCAUUUGACGUCUGGCCGGGCACCUGGAGGGCACUGAGCUAGUGCCCGCUGAGUGCAUUCUUGACCCCUGAGCCUUAAGAAGAAUGUGAUGCAUAGAAAUUCAUCUGAUCCGUAGGUGGAAACCACCUGUAACUCUGGAAGGCACAUCUCUGAUUUAGUACAUUUGGGAGUCUUUGAAAACAUGGGCCUCUGUAUCAGUAUUGCGAUUACAAGGAAAUUCUUACCUUAUUCCGUCGUGUAUUGGGAACAAUAUUGCUGUUACUGCCUCUCUCUAGAAAAAGGCUCUCUGCCCAGAUGCUCACUUUAUAUGGAUGAUAAUGAAGAUAAUUCAAAUGAUGGGACCCAGCCAUCCAAAAGGAGGCGAAUGGGCUCAGGAGAUAGUUCUAGGAGUUGUGAAACUUCAAGUCAAGAUCUUGGCUUUAGUUACUAUCCAGCAGAAAAUUUGAUAGAGUACAAAUGGCCACCGGAUGAAACAGGAGAAUACUAUAUGCUUCAAGAACAAGUCAGUGAAUAUUUGGGUGUGACCUCCUUUAAAAGGAAAUAUCCAGAGCGACGAGAUUUGUCUCACAAGGAGAAACUCUACCUGAGAGAACUAAAUGUCAUUACUGAAACUCAGUGCACUCUAGGUUUAACAGCAUUGCGCAGUGAUGAAGUGAUUGAUUUAAUGAUAAAAGAGUAUCCAGCCAAACAUGCUGAGUAUUCUGUUAUUCUACAAGAAAAAGAACGUCAACGAAUUACAGACCAUUAUAAAGAGUAUUCUCAAAUGCAACAACAGAAUACUCAGAAAGUUGAAGCCAGUAAAGUGCCUGAGUAUAUUAAGAAAGCUGCCAAAAAGGCAGCUGAAUUUAAUAGCAACUUAAACCGGGAACGCAUGGAAGAAAGAAGAGCUUAUUUUGACUUGCAGACACAUGUUAUCCAGGUGCCUCAAGGGAAGUACAAAGUUUUGCCAACAGAGCGAACAAAGGUCAGUUCUUACCCAGUGGCUCUCAUCCCCGGACAGUUCCAGGAAUAUUAUAAAAGGUACUCACCAGAUGAGCUGCGGUAUCUGCCAUUAAACACAGCCCUAUAUGAGCCCCCGCUGGAUCCUGAGCUCCCUGCUCUAGACAGUGACGGUGAUUCAGAUGAUGGCGAAGAUGGUCGAGGUGACGAGAAACGGAAAAACAAAGGCACUUCGGACAGCUCCUCUGGCAAUGUAUCUGAAGGAGAAAGCCCUCCUGACAGCCAGGAGGAUUCUUUCCAGGGAAGACAGAAAUCAAAAGACAAAGCUGCCACUCCAAGAAAAGAUGGUCCCAAACGUUCUGUACUGUCCAAGUCAGUUCCUGGGUACAAGCCAAAGGUCAUUCCAAAUGCUAUAUGUGGAAUUUGUCUGAAGGGUAAGGAGUCCAACAAGAAAGGAAAGCCUGAAUCACUUAUACACUGCUCCCAAUGUGAGAAUAGUGGCCAUCCUUCUUGCCUGGAUAUGACAGUGGAGCUUGUUUCUAUGAUUAAGACCUACCCAUGGCAGUGUAUGGAAUGUAAAACAUGCAUUAUAUGUGGACAACCCCACCAUGAAGACGAAAUGAUGUUCUGUGAUGUGUGUGACAGAGGUUAUCAUACUUUUUGUGUGGGACUUGGUGCUAUUCCAUCAGGUCGCUGGAUUUGUGACUGUUGUCAGCGGGCCCCCCCAACACCCAGGAAAGUGGGCAGAAGGGGGAAAAACAGCAAAGAGGGAUAAAGUAGUUUUUGACUCUAAUACUGUAUAUGCAUUUAAGUGGAAUAUUUGGUGCCAAUUUAUUUACAUUUUCAUUUUUAUGCCAAUAAAAGAUUUUUUUUCUGCAAAUUA